CCACAGAAGCAAUUUCUCGGGGUUUACUUUGUCUCAUCCCAAGAGUUCCUUGCUAAUGCCUACGUCCUAGCCGUGCUUCUGUUCCUCACCCUCCUACUCCAAAGGACAUUUCUGCAAGCAUCCUACUAUGUCGCCAUUGAAACUGGAAUUAACUUGAGAGGAGCAAUACAGACCAAGAUUUACAACAAAAUUAUGCACCUGUCCACCUCCAACCUGUCCAUGGGGGAAAUGACAGCCGCGCAGAUCUGCAACCUGGUUGCCAUCGACACCAACCAGCUCAUGUGGUUUUUCUUCUUGUGCCCAAACCUCUGGGCUAUGCCAGGGCAGAUCAUCGUGGGUGUGAUUCUCCUCUACUACAUCCUCGGUGUCAGUGCCUUAAUCGGGGCAGCUGUCAUCAUCCUCCUGGCCCCUGUGCAGUACUUUGUGGCCACCAAGCUCUCCCAGGCCCAGCGGAGCACACUGGAGUAUUCCAACGAGAGGCUGAAGCAGACCAACGAGAUGCUCCGUGGCAUCAAGCUGCUCAAGCUGUACGCCUGGGAGAACAUCUUCUGCACCCGCGUGGAGAGGACCCGCAGGAAGGAGAUGACCAGCCUCAGGGCCUUCGCUGUGUACACCUCCAUUUCCAUUUUCAUGAACACGGCCAUCCCCAUCGCAGCUGUCCUCAUCACCUUCGUGGGCCACGUCAGCUUCUUCAAAGGGGCCGACUUCUCACCCUCGGUGGCCUUUGCCUCCCUCUCGCUGUUCCACAUCCUGGUCACACCACUGUUCCUGCUGUCCAGCGUGGUCCGGUCCACAGUCAAAGCUCUCGUCAGUGUACAAAAGCUGAGCGAGUUCCUUUCCAGUGCCGAGAUCCGCGAGGAGCAGUGUGCUCCCCGCGAGCCUGCGCCCCAGGGCCAAGCCAGCAAGUACCAGACAGUGCCCCUUAAGGUUGUGAACCGCAAGCAUCCAGCCCGGGAGGACUGUCGGGGCUUCACGGCCCCCCUGCAGAGGCUGGCCCCCAGUGCAGAUGGGGAUGCUGACAACUGGUGUGUCCAGAUCAUUGGAGGCUUCUUCACGUGGACCCCUGAUGGAAUCCCCACACUGUCCAACAUCACCAUCCGCAUCCCCCGAGGCCAGCUGACCAUGAUCGUGGGGCAGGUGGGCUGUGGCAAGUCCUCGCUCCUCCUAGCCACCCUGGGGGAGAUGCAGAAGAUCUCAGGGGCCGUCUUCUGGAACAGGUACUAA
Messenger RNA from Leptonychotes weddellii (Weddell seal), 1224 nucleotides. NCBI's taxonomy places the organism in Eukaryota, Metazoa, Chordata, Mammalia, Carnivora, Phocidae. The record is from RefSeq and is a predicted model, not a curated record.